AGGGAAAGCUGUGAGAAGGGGAGCAAUGUAAAGCCUUAGGAAGGGAGAUGGGGGCCUGUCCCCUUGUGUAGACAGCAGGUGAACAGAAGUGCUCCAUUUUGCUCUUGUAGGGACGAGCAACGUGAGGAGGAAAGGUUUCUCUCUGGCUUUUUUUCUCUCUCCUCUGUGAGCAUUCACGUGAGGUCCCACCUGGCAUGGAUUACUGACCUGAGCAAAGCUAUGCAUGUGGAUUACCUUUGCUGUGUUACCUUUAAGCAAGAGGGAUGACUCAGGUGCCUGCUGACUAUCUGUCCACCACCAGCUCCUACAACUAUGAUCAGCCCCUUCCCUCCGUGGCUCGAACAAGCACUGUCACCCAAGUACCCCCGGCCAAAAAAAUAACCUUCUUCAAGAGUGGAGAUCCUCAGUUUGGGGGAGUGAAGAUGGCCAUCAACCAGCGAAGUUUCAAGAGCUUCAAUGCGCUCAUGGAUGACCUUUCUCAUCGGGUCCCACUGCCGUUUGGAGUACGGACCAUCACCACCCCACGAGGAAUACAUUGCAUUAGUGAGCUGGACCAGCUGGAGGAUGGAGGAUGCUACCUUUGCUCCGACAAGAAAUACGUCAAGCCUAUUAACAUUACUUCUGCUGGACAUAGACCAGGUCCUCCACGAACUGGUCGUCCCUCCAGUACCUUGAGAAGAGCAGCCCAGGAGGGCAGACUAGAUGAUUAUUCCACACCUUUCACUCAGCAUGGCCCCAGAAUUCCCAAGAAAAUCACUCUUGUUAAGAACGGAGAAGCUGGUUUUCGGCGCUCAAUUAUCUUGAACCGCAGAAACGCAAGGAGUUUCAAAACUCUCCUCGAUGAGAUUUCAGAGAUCCUGCAGUUUCCAGUGAAAAAGCUCUUUACUGUUGAUGGGAAGAAGAUUGACAGCAUGCAGGCUCUGCUGCACUGCCCCAAUGUGCUGGUGUGUGUCGGCCGUGAGCCUUUUAAACCUGUAUCAAUAGAGAAUUUGAGGAAACACUCGGUGGAGAAGCUGCCUGACCUGGCUCCCCGUUCCAACAGCAACAAUGUCAAUGAAAACAAUGAAAACCUGGUCCAUUCCUUGGUCAAUGAUGACAUAGAGAAGCGAGUGCAUGUGAACAAGGAUGGCAGCCUAUCUGUCGAGAUGAAAGUCCGCUUUCGCUUGCUAAAUGAUGAGACUUUGCAGUGGUCCACCCAAAUCAAAAAGUCAAAUUUGAUGAACCGAAUGCCUUGUGAAGAAUCAGGUCUAGAGGAGGACAGUGGAGUAGACCCCAUACAGAAAAUGAACCCAGAAGCCAGCUCAGAGGCAGAUGAUUCAUUAUACCCGUGUGAUGUUGAUUCUUACAUGUCAAAACUCGAGGAAUCUGAGUGUGAUGAGGCUCACUGUCAUAGCUGUGGCAAGAAGCACCAGGACUAUGACAUUUGGAAAAACCCCAUGCACACUUCCCAGAGAGAAGAGCCCAGUAAUAAAAAGAAGAAUUCCCUACAUGCAGAUGAUCUAAGAUCAUGCAGCAGGGUAUCUAAUUACUCCAAAAGCUCAUGUGAAAUCAAGAAAAAAUCUAUUGGAGACCCCAUGUCUCAUAACUCAGGAUCUUUUCAGUCAAACAUCUCAUCUACUAGUGAAGCAGAGGCAAUUGUUGUUAUUACUGAGGAGAAAAGCUCAAAAAGUACCACCAAUGGCUACAGUGCAUCCUCAAAAAGCUCAAGGAGGCAAAGCCAUAGAGAAGAAAACAGCAAGCCAUCAUCUCUCUGCUCAAGCGUUUCAGGCCGUAAUGGAAAAGUUGGAGAGGGUCAUUCCAAGAUGAAUUCAGAGGCCCAUUCUUCAAGACAUGGAAGUAUAAGUGAGAGCGUGUGUUCAAAAGGUGACCACUUAACUGAGACCGGGAUUAGGAAUGGAAAUCCUGAAAGUGUCAGUUCAAGAGUCUCUUCAAAGUCAGAAGUGGAAGAUAAACGCUUGUUGACACAGAUAUCCCAGGAGAGUGAUGGUAGGUGUUCACAAUCAAACAUAUCUCAGUCUUCAAGGCAGAUUAAAAGUAGAAAUCUUCAUGUGAAGAUGUCAAACUCCAGUCGAGCAUCACCAUCAGAGACUAUGUCAAUAUGCAGCAAGCAUUGCCCUGCCCCGCCGAAAGGGAAGCCAAACAGCAAAAAACCACGAUCAGCCAUUUUGAAGAAUUCCUCCAUUAGCAGCGUAGGUACGGAGUCAGUGUUCACUACAGGAAGACAGCAGAAAGAAGUUGUAGAUUCCUCCAAACCAACUUCCUUUGGAUCUAAAUCAGUUGCAACUGAGGCAAAUGAUCAGAAGAAUACAAAGUUUAACGAUUCUUGCAAUGGAAAAGUGGAGGAAGUGUUAGAAGACGCAGGAGUGCAGGAGGAAUGGAGUGACUUAAUGCCAUCUAGUUUACCAAAUACAUCUCCAGAAGAAGUUGUGCAAGAAUGGCUAAGUAAAAUCCCUUCAGAAACAUUGCUUAUGAAAUAUGAAAUGGAGGAUAAUGCAGAAGAAGAAUGUAUAGAAGCAACCACUGAGUUGUCAUGCUGUACAAAUGCCGAGGAAAUCUCAGAGGAUGAAAAAGCUGAGAAAAAGAAUGCAGAGGAAGUUGAAAAUGAAGCAGUGGAUGAAGUGGAGAAAGAGACAGUAGAAGUCAAUGCUGUAAACAAAGAGGCUGAAGAGUAUGCAGAUCGGGAACAAAUCCCUGAAGUCUUGUCCGAAGCUGCCAAGGCUGACCAAGCAGAAUGCAGUCAAUCAGUUACAUCUAGCCAAAAUAACAACAAAAAAGACCUGCCAACCUCUGUCCAGACUUCUGUCCAGAUUAUGAAGGCCUUGCUCAGUUCAAAACAUGAAGCAAAAUUCGACCGAUCAAACAGCUUGCCUGAAGUGUCUCCCACAAUGGGGAGAAAACUGAGUAAUUCUGCUACCAUCCUCAUCACUUGUCUUGCCAGUCUCCAGCUCCUUGAUGAAGAGUCAGAAGAUCCAUCAGAUAAAUCAAAAUGUUUGAAUAAGCCAAGGUAUAUGGAACUGUUAAAUAUUUUCCAAGCCCUGUGGUUUGGACAAACAGCUGAAAAAAGUGGUCCAAGCUCAGGCCAAGAGGCAAGCGGACAGGAAAAGUCAGCUUCUGGGUUUAAAGUCCCCAGAUCUGCAAACGGUGACUUCACUCCCAUGUCCUCCUCUGGGGUGGAUGUAAGCAGUGGUUCUGGUGGUUCAGGAGAAGAGAUUACAGCUGGUGCCAGGGACUGCAAUUUACUAGCACAGAAGACUGUUGAAUUCAAAUCAGAGGGUCAAGUGGAAGAUGGAGAGACUGCUACUGAACUGACUGAGGCUGAGGAGCAGAGUAAACAGGAAGAGCACUCAUCCCGGCCUUCCACAGCCUGCUCAAAAUCAAAAGGUGAGGAAAAAGCAAAUUCUGCUAGAGAGGAAUCUGUAAUUCAAGAUCAGUGCAGUAACUGCGAAAAUGAUCAGGAGGAAGUGGAGGAAAAUGAGAACACAGAAAAUAGCAGAUUAGUUGAAAACGGAGAGCAAGAAGAAGCUGAAGCUGUAAAUGACGCACUUCUAAAAGAAAAUCUUGAAGAGGCAGCUGAUCAUUUAUCUACUACCAUUGAGACAAAUGUCAGUGAUGCUGACUGUGGGACAGAACCGAAAGCUGAUGUUGAAGGGCAGCUUGAAAAGGGAUCUACAAAGGAUCCAGAGCCCAAAGUCGAUAUGGCCACCAGUGUGGGAACAUCUCUUGUCCAGCAAAACUCAGUGGAUCCGGAUCCAGUCUGGGUGCUGAGGCUACUAAAGAAAAUUGAGAAGGAGUUCAUGGCUCACUAUGUCAAUGCUAUGAAUGAGUUAAAAGUCAGGUGGAACCUGCAGAACAACCAGCAGAUGGAUGAAAUGAUCUUGGAGUUGAAGGAGGAAGUGAGCAAAAGGAUACAAAGAAGCAUAGAGAAGGAGCUGAAGAAGAUCAAAAGCAGAGCAGGGGCCAAGAUGCCGAGACCUCCAGAUGGACCACUCAAGCGUGAGUCAACACUCCAAACUGAGCAGAGGAGACGGCGACUGCAGACUAUGCAUAAAAAGUCAUUCUUCAGUGACAAGACUGGAACCCACAGUAGGCUUGCAGACACAUCAGAUUUAUCAUUAGAUGUAGAUGAAGAUACAGCAUUUAGUGCAGCUUUUGAGGCAAGUAUUAGUGAGCAACCAAGUGAGGAGGAAUAUUGCCCUUGUGACACUUGUGUGAGGAAAAAAAUGGCUUCCAAACCCACGAGAAACCCAGUGGUGGCCACCAAUGCCCCAGUCAUGAAAGCGUUUGAUUUACAGCAGAUCCUGAGGAGAAAGAAAGACGAUAAUGAGGAAGCCUGUGUCUCAGAAGCAGCCCAGGACAGCAAAGCAACUCCCAGUAGUAAUGUGGAGGAAGCAGCAGAAAACACCAAUGCAGAUGAAGAGAAUGAUGAGAGUGACCUCCAGUCAGGCCAAAAGGAAAUGAAAGGAAAUGAAGAAAAGGAGUCAGUAUUAGAUGAAAUGGAUGGCUCAGUGCUGAAUGAAGAGGCAGAAGGACCGAUAUUAGAGAGUCAAAACUGUGAGACUGAGGAGGAGAAGGAAGAAGAAAAGGGAGAAACAAAAGAAGUGGAGGAAGAAGAGGAAGAAAAAGUGGAAGACAUAACACUGAAGGCAGAGGAAGAGGAGGAAGCAAAAGAGGAGGCAGAAGGAGAAACAAACGAAAAUGGAGAUGAGGAAGUCGAAGAGGAAGCAGAGGAAGAAACAAAGGAGGGAAAAGAAACAAAAGAGGAGGAGGGGAAGGAGGAAGAAGAAACAAAAGAGGAGGAAGAGGAGGAGGAAGAAGAAAUAAAAGAGGAGGAGGAGGAAGAGAAGGAGGAGGAAGAGGAAAGGAAGGAGGAAGAGGAGGAAAGGAAUGAAGAGGAAGAAAUAAAAGAGGAGGAGGAGGGGAAGGAGGAGGAGGGGAAGGAGGAAGAAGAAGAAACAAAGGAGGAGGAAGAGGAGGAGGAGGAAGAGAAGGAGGAGGAAGAGGAAAGGAAGGAGGAAGAGGAGGAAGGGAAUGAAGAGGGAGAAAUAAAAGAGGAGGACGAGAAGGAGGAAGGAAAGGAGGAGGAGGGGGAAGAGGAGGGAGAAGGGAAGGAAGAGGAGGAAGAAGAAAAAGCAAAAGAGGAAGAGGAGGAGAAAGAAACAAAGGAGGAGGAAGAAGACAUGGAGGAGGAGGAAAAAGAAGCAAAAGAGGAGGAAGUAGAGAAGGAAGAGGAAGAAGCUAAGGAGGAAGAGGAAGAUGUGAAGGAAGAAGAAGAAGAAACAAAAGAGGAUGAGGAAAUGCAAGAUGAGGAAAGAGCAUCAAAGGAGGAUAAGGAAGCAAAAGAAGAUGAGGAAAUAGCAAGAGAGGAGGAAGAAGAAGCAGAAGAAGGAGAAGAAGAUGGAGAAGAAUCCACGAAAGAGGAGGAAGUAGCCAACAGGGAAGAAGAAGAAAAAGAAAUGCAAAAUGAGGAGGAGGAAUUUGAAGUAGAGUCCAAAGCUGAAGAUGAAGCUGAUAAUGAAGCUGAAGAAACACAGGAGCCAGGGGGUGAAGAUAUUGAGGCUGAUGAGGAGGAGAAGACAUUCAAACGCAAAGAAGAUGUUGGUGGCUCUGAGGCAGAUGAGAAUUCUGAAGGAGAUGCUGUGGAAGGAACGGAGGAAGCUGAGCUGGUUGAGGAUGAGGCAGCAGAAGAUGGAAAUAAGGGGUUAGAAGAUGAGGCAUGUUCAAAUGAAGAAGAAAACAACAUUGAAGGUGGUGAGAAAUAUGAGGGGAGUGAUGCAGAACCCAUUGGUGAUGACCCUGACCAGGCAAACAAAAACCACAAAGGCAACAGUAAGUCUUCUGAAAGAGCCUCCAAGGCCAGAGGCAAAAGAAACAGGAAAAGGCUAGAGACUCUGAGCAAAGCAGUCACCUUUUUUGGUUCUUCUUCUCUGAGAAACUUCUCACAACAGUCCCAGAAGGGGUCUGAUGAUGAAAGUGAAGAGGAAUGCCAAGAUGACUCCAUAAGCGAGCACCCCAGUGGAGAGGCUCAAAGUGAUGAGAGCAGCAAACCUUCGAAGAUGUAUCCUGACAGCGAGGAAGAAGAGGACAAAGCAUCUUCAUCCAUUGAUCCUGUGGGAGAUGAGGAACAGCCAGAUGCUGAAGGUGCAGAUCGGAAGGGAGACGAACGUACUGAUAAGGUUCAGAUUUCUAAAAAGAAAGAAGGCUCUGAUGAGAUUGACCAGGAUGACCUGGACUUCUAG
Numida meleagris (helmeted guineafowl) is the source of this 6236-nucleotide messenger RNA. RefSeq names its product RP1 like 1 (gene RP1L1). Gene Ontology annotation, biological process: intracellular signal transduction; photoreceptor cell development; retina development in camera-type eye. The record is from RefSeq and is a predicted model, not a curated record. The transcript is spliced from 7 exons. Lineage: Eukaryota; Metazoa; Chordata; Aves; Galliformes; Numididae. Gene Ontology annotation, cellular component: axoneme. The coding region runs from base 264 to 6236 and encodes 1990 amino acids.